This is a messenger RNA of Puma concolor (puma), 1917 nucleotides long. It is a transcript of the gene SLC37A2, whose product is annotated as solute carrier family 37 member 2. The record is from RefSeq and is a predicted model, not a curated record. Gene Ontology annotation, biological process: glucose-6-phosphate transport; phosphate ion transmembrane transport. Lineage: Eukaryota; Metazoa; Chordata; Mammalia; Carnivora; Felidae. Gene Ontology annotation, cellular component: endoplasmic reticulum membrane. Gene Ontology annotation, molecular function: glucose 6-phosphate:phosphate antiporter activity.
AUGCGGUCUGCCUUGGCCCCGGGUGUCUGGUUCCUCCGCGCCUUCUCCAGGGACAGCUGGUUCCGAGGCUUCAUCCUGCUACUCACCUUCUUCAUUUAUACCUGUUAUCACAUGUCCAGGAAGCCCAUCAGUGUUGUCAAGAGCCGUCUGCACCAGAACUGCUCGGAGCUGAUCAAGCCCAUUAAUGACAGCCACAGUCUCAACGACACUACGUGGUGCGACUGGGCUCCCUUUGACAAGAACAACUACAAGGAGUUACUGGGGGCCGUGGACAAUGCCUUCCUUGUGGCCUAUGCCAUCGGCAUGUUUAUCAGCGGGAUUUUUGGGGAGCGGCUCCCCCUCCGUUAUUACCUUUCAGCUGGAAUGCUGCUCAGUGGCCUCUUCACCUCGCUCUUUGGCCUAGGAUAUUUCUGGAACAUCCACAUGCUCUGGUACUUUGUGCUCAUCCAGAUCUGUAAUGGGCUUGUCCAGACCACAGGCUGGCCCUCUGUGGUGACCUGCGUUGGCAACUGGUUCGGGAAGGGGAAGCGGGGGCUUAUCAUGGGCAUCUGGAACUCACACACAUCUGUGGGCAACAUCCUGGGCUCCCUGAUCGCUGGCAUCUGGGUGAAUGAGCAGUGGGGCCUGUCGUUUGUGGUGCCUGGCAUCAUCACCGCUGCUAUGGGUGUCAUCACCUUCCUCUUCCUCAUCGAAUACCCUGAAGAUGUGGACUGCACGCCUCCUCAGCACCACACGAGUGAUGGGUUGGAAGAGAACCAGCACAACCCUGAGGACCUUGGGAGUGGUCCGUACACUAACAAGGAGAGCAGCCUGGAGACCCCCGCCAGAUGCUCCAAGGAGCCAAGCACUCAGCCUGCCGCCAUCAGCUUCCUCGGGGCGCUCCGGAUCCCGGGUGUGGUCGAGUUCUCUUUGUGUCUGCUCUUUGCCAAGCUGGUCAGUUACACCUUCCUCUACUGGCUGCCCCUCUACAUCUUCAAUGUGGCUCAUUUCAAUGCCAAACAGGCUGGGGACCUGUCUACCCUCUUUGAUGUUGGUGGCAUCAUAGGUGGCAUCAUGGCAGGGCUCAUCUCUGACUACACCAAUGGCAGGGCCACCACCUGCUGCAUCAUGCUGAUCUUGGCUGCCCCCAUGAUGUUCCUGUAUAACUUCAUUGGUCAGAGUGGGAUUAUCAACUCCAUAGUAAUGCUGAUCAUCUGUGGGGCCUUGGUCAAUGGCCCUUACGCGCUCAUCACCACUGCAGUCUCUGCUGACCUGGGAACUCACCAGAGCCUGAAAGGCAACGCAAAGGCACUCUCCACCGUCACGGCCAUCAUCGACGGCACUGGGUCCAUAGGUGCGGCUCUGGGGCCCCUCCUGGCUGGCCUUAUUUCUCCCACAGGCUGGAACAAUGUCUUCUACAUGCUCAUCUCUGCUGACAUCCUGGCCUGCUUGCUCCUCUGCCGGUUGGUGUACAAAGAGAUCCUAGCCUGGAAGUCAUCCCUGGGCAGAGACAGAGGGUAUAAAGAAAUAUGAGGCCUUGAUUGGAAGAGAGGCACGGAGGGCCCCAGCUGAUUCCCAAAGAGCUCUCCCCCUCCCGCCACCGGGGGCAAGACUAUGGAAACUGCCAGUGAUGGCUGAUGGAAGCCUCUUGACCUAACAGCAGCCAGCCCACAGGGCUGCUAAGGGGCUAGGCGAUUCUCCAUGGGAAGGGACCGCCAACAUGGGGAAUGGAAGACUCAAGGGCCUGUGCUCUGGAAGCCGCAAGCAGAAAGGACGGGGAUCAGAGCUGAGCGGUGUCUCCAGCUUGCUAAGGGGAGGAUAUGCUCAGACUCUAGCUUGUUCAGAUUCCAAUACCGAAGGCAGAGGCUUGACAUGGACCAAGGCUUGGCAAAGGUGUGUUCUCCUUCCCGUGUUCAGUUUGAACCUCCAUGACCAGCC